AUGGCUUACUCCUCCAAGCCGCAGCCCAACCUCGAUGGGUUGGGCAUCUUUUGGAUCGUCUGGACCUUUAUCUGGACUUUCAUCGUUAUUAGUGGCAUGGUCUUCCUUUGGCGCCGUCGCGACAUGCCUAUGCUUCGAAUUCGAGACCUUCCACUUACCUUUGUCGCCAUCAUGAUGCUCCACCUCUACUGGGGCGCCGUCCAGACCGGAUAUGUCUACUUCCCACUAUUUACUCCUGAGGGCGAGUACUGGAUCAUGAGCAUUUACUUUCCUAUCGGUAUCGCCUUGUUUCACGCCUCCAACAGUCGCUUUUUGCAUGUUGCCAAGCAGCAAAAGGAGCUUUAUGCCUCGGAUGAGAAGUCCUACAGUAGGCCUCGUGCAAGGCGGGAUACUUGGCUUGGGAAAUUCCAGGCUUUGGAUUACACUAGGAAGAUUCUCGUAACAAUUGGAUUGGGCAUGACUGUUCAGUUCAUCCUCACCAUCAUCAUGUGGUGCAUCUCCAAGAAGUUCCAUCACAGCUGGGGUCUUGCAGGUACUGAGAUUCACCCUGGUACUGAAGAGUACGAAAAGGCUCAGAUUGGCAAGGGAUGGGAAUGGUGGCCUUCUGUCUUCUGGCAAUUUAUCUGGGCAUGGGUCGUCGCCCCUUACAUCCUCUGGCAGUCGCGUGGCAUCAAUGACACGCAGGGAUGGAGAACUCAAACCAUUGCUUGUUGCAUUGCCAACCUUCAUGCCACUCCUAUGUGGCUCGUCGCCUUGUAUGUUCCAGCUAUGGCACCUAUUAACGCCUACUGGAUUCCUCCCCAAUGGCUUGCCAUCUCUAUCAUGGCCAUUGAGAUCUUUACCAUCUUCUGGCCCUGCUGGGAAGUCCUCCAGCACCAAACCCUGCGUCAAGAGACCCUUGACUCCAUUGCCCAAUGGCAGCUCAACAAAAAGGCGGUCACCCAUGGUGCUCAAUCUGUCGUCAAUGGAUCCACGACUGUCGCUGCUUCAGCUCUUACCGCCUGGUCCAAGGACGGUUCCGUCAAGAGCAGCGCUUCAGGUGAGAGUAUUCUUACCAUGGAGGCUCUCGAGUAUGUCCUUGAACGCAACCCCGAGCCUCUUCAACAAUUCUCUGCCCUUCGCGACUUUUCUGGCGAAAACAUUGCCUUCUUGAGAGCUGUCGCUGAGUGGAAGUCUUCACUGCCGCCUUCCGUCCGAGACCCGGAGAAGAUCAAAGAGCCUGCUGUGCAAGAGCUCGUCCGCGAACGAUUCAACAGUGCCCUGCGCAUUUACACCAGCUUCAUUAGCUCGCGCGACGCCGAGUUCCAGAUCAACCUAUCUUCCCAACAACAACGCAAGCUCGAGACUGUCUUUGAGAACUCUGCGCGUGUCCUCUUUGGUGACAAGGGUACCGUCGACCCAGCACUACCAUUUGAGACAUUCCAGAUGACCACAACCGCAAAUAAGGUCAAGUCUUCUGGCGCUUCGACACACGGUUCCGAGACGGGCAUCAUGUCUACAGAAUCCGACUCUGGAAACCAAAGCGACAGGGCUCUUUACUGGGGCGACAUCCCCGAAGGCUUUGACGCGACCAUCUUUGACGACUCGGAGGGACACAUCAAGUACCUUGUUCUGACCAACACGUGGCCCAAGUUUGUCAAGGACCGACGAUGCUCAAUUGACUCGAAUGAUACCCUGGAAGCUGGAAAUGGAAUCCCUGCCGGUCGAUAG
Fusarium venenatum is the source of this 1710-nucleotide messenger RNA. RefSeq lists its product as uncharacterized. The record is from RefSeq and is a predicted model, not a curated record. NCBI's taxonomy places the organism in Eukaryota, Fungi, Ascomycota, Sordariomycetes, Hypocreales, Nectriaceae.